UAUCAGUGUUUUAUCAGUAAAUUCACUUUAUGAAUCUAAUGUUAUAUUUUGUGAUGUAAUGAAAUAAACAGCAGGGGGCAGACUUUUACUUCCUAGUUCACAGGUCACCUUUCCGGAAGCACGUGACCUGACUCCCAGCUCCGCGUGUGCAUGAAAACAGCUGAGAGGAGGAAACGUUUAAUUCACUGGAUAACAUGGAGGACAGUAACGUCAUCAAGCUGCCGGUAACGAAGGAGCCCGCCGCACAGAGGAAGAGACCGGGAGCACCGGAACCAACACCGGGCAGCGAGGCCAAGCGGAGGCUGAGCAACGUGCAGCGGCUCGCGGCUCUGCGCGAGACCGACGGCUCGGUGCGGCUGCUGGAGGAGCUGCUGUUUGGGGCCGAAGACCAGCUGCUGCACCGCCUGGUGGAGCAGGAGGAUGAGGAGCAGACCGUAGCGGUGUCUGUGGAGGCCGGCGAUGAAGAGUCGGGUGAAUCGGAGGCGGAGGAGGCGGCUCGUGUGCAGGAGCAGCCGAGCAGCAGAGCCGCCUGGGUGGACAACGAUGACGAGCUGGAGGAAGAGGUCGACAUGAAGCAUCGUUACCGUAGAGACCUGAUGAAAGGAGACGCUGAGUCCGUCAUGAACAAACAGAAGCUACAGCAGAGGAUGAGAGAGCAGUUUCAGAAGUCGAUGGGAGGAACUCCGUUGUGGGCAGAGAGCAGCGCUGAGAAGAAGAAGAAGAAGAGGAGGAGGAGAGCUGCUGAUGAAGAUGAUGAAGAGGAGGAGGAGGAAGAGGAUGACCUGAUCAGGAGGACGGGAAACUUCGUGGCGUCUUCAGAGAGUCUGACCGGCGGCAUCCUGAGGAUGAAGAAAUGUUCGAACGCUAACAGCGCUCGUCCGUCAGAGGACCGGCUCACCUCGGUCCAGUUCCAUCCCUCCGCUCAGGUCGUCAUGACGGCCGGCCUCGACCAAUCCAUCUCCCUCUUCCAGGUGGACGGGAAGACCAACCCAAAGAUCCAGAGCGUCCACCUGGACCGGUUCCCGAUCCACAGAGCCCAGUUCAGCCGAGACGGAGACAUGCUGAUCGCCACCAGCUUGAAGAACAAGAUGUUCUACCUGUAUGACAUGAUGGAGGGCCGGGUCACACCUGUUCAUACUGUCAGAGGUCUGAAUGAAGCCCGGGUGAAGGAGUUCUCUGUGUGUCCUGAUGGUGGCGCUCUGCUGCUCACUGGGACCAGUGGAUACCUGCACCUGCUCACACUCAAGACUAAGGAGGUGGUUCGCAGUAUGAAGAUUAACGGUAACGUCAGCGGCGUCGCGUUCUCUAACGACGGCAGCAAAGUCUUCGCCAACUCAGAGGAGGGGGAGGUGUAUGUGUGGGACAUGCGCAGCAGUCGGUGUGUGAACAGGUUCACAGAUGACGGCUGUGUGAGAGGAACGUCCAUCGCUGCUUCACCUAACGGACGCUACCUCGCCUGCGGCUCUCAGUCGGGCGUGGUCAACCUCUACACGCAGGACUCGUGUCUGAACUCAGCCAAUCCCAAACCUGUAAAAGCUGUGAUGAACCUGCUGACCUCGGCAACCUCCCUGACCUUUAACCCCACCUCUGAGAUCCUCGCCAUCGCCUCCAGAGCUGAGGACGAAGCCGUGAGACUGCUCCACCUGUCCAGCCUCUCAGUCUUCUCUAACUUUCCGGUCUCUAAGAGGAAGAUCGUCCAUCGAACCUUCUGCAUCGACUUCUCUCCACACAGCGGCUUCUUCGCAUUGGCUAACAACAAAGGACACGCCCCCCUCUACAGGUUGCUGCAUUAUAAAACCUUCUGAGGAGGAAGAGGACGAUGAAGAGCGACAGACUGAACUGAUGAGAGUUUAUUGUGUGAAACUUGUUUAUUUUUUAUUGUUCAUAUAAAG
This is a messenger RNA of Scomber scombrus (Atlantic mackerel), 1892 nucleotides long. It is a transcript of the gene utp18, whose product is annotated as UTP18 small subunit processome component. Lineage: Eukaryota; Metazoa; Chordata; Actinopteri; Scombriformes; Scombridae. Gene Ontology annotation, cellular component: small-subunit processome; Pwp2p-containing subcomplex of 90S preribosome. Gene Ontology annotation, molecular function: protein binding. The coding region runs from base 195 to 1805 and encodes 536 amino acids. The record is from RefSeq and is a predicted model, not a curated record. The transcript has 13 exons. Gene Ontology annotation, biological process: rRNA processing.